AAACCCCAAUUAUUCAGAUCUAUUGAAUUAGAACUAAGAGGAUCGAAGUUUGAUCUGAAAUUCCUAGUUUCUUCUUGUUCACCACCAUGAGCCACAAGAGAAAGUUCGAUCAUGAUGAUCCAUAUACCCAAAUUGCUUCUUCAUCUACUUCAACCAGUAGAUUGGAACAACAAGAAGAAGUUCCAUCAGCAAUGGAUUACAGCAACACCGAAAUAGGAUCUUCAUCAUCAUCCGACUCUUCAGCAUCAGACUUGAAAUUAUACGAUGUCUUCCUCAGUUUCAGGGGCGAGGACACCCGCCACAGUUUUACCGAUCAUUUGUACUAUGCUUUGAAUAAGAUGGGAAUUCAUACCUUUCGGGAUGCUGAGAAACUUAGAAUAGGAGAAGCCAUCGGACCAGCACUUUUGGAAGCUAUUGAAGAAUCAAGGUUUGCAGUGGUCAUUUUUUCACCAGAAUAUGCUUCCUCAGCGUGGUGUUUGGAUGAACUCGCCCACAUUAUUAAAUGCAAGGAAGAGAGUGGACUGAAAGUUUAUCCCGUCUUUUAUCAUGUCCAACCAUCAGAGGUACGAUGGCAGAAAACAGGAAAGUUUCGUGAGGCCUUUGAUAAACAUGAGGAACGAUACGGAGGCACUAUGGACAGAGUGACAAACUGGAGAACAGCUUUGAGUGAAGUAGCCAAUCUCUCCGGAUGGGAUUUGCAAAACAGGUAUGAGACAGAAGUUAUUCAAGAAAUAGCUAGAAAGAUUUCAAAAAUCUUGCCCUUUAUGGUCUCUAGUGCUAGCAAAAAUAUAGUUGGAAUUGAUGUUCGUAUAGCGACAUUGAUGGAUUACUUGGCUUUGUGGUCUACAAAUGACAUUCGCACCAUAGGGAUUUGGGGAAUGGGGGGCAUAGGUAAAACAACUCUUGCAGAAGAAUUUUUCAAAAGAUUUCGUAACCAAUUUGAUGCUAGUGCGUUUGUUGCCAAUGUUAGACUGGAAGCGCGGAAAGGUCUAGUUUACUUGCAAAAACUUCUUUCUGCAUCCUUAUUGGAGAGUGAUGAUAAUACAUCGUCCGUUCAGAUAGGGAAUGAAUUCUUAAGGAGAAAGCUAAAGCAAAAGGUUCUUAUCAUUUUGGACGAUGUUGAUGAAUUAAAACAAAUAGAAGCUUUAGCAGGCGGAAGGUCAGGUGAAUUUAAUUGGUUGGGUCAAGGAAGUCGAGUGAUUAUAACAACUAGAGAUAAGCAGCCGUUGUUGACAUGGGGAGUCCAAGAAGAGAACAUAUACGAGGUUGAGAAACUGACUGAUGAUGAAGCUCUUCAGCUUUUAUGUCAAAAAGCAUUCAACAGUGAACAUGCUCCAGAUGAUUAUAAAGAGCUGUCCAACAAGUUGUUAAAUUAUGUUAGUGGCCUUCCUCUAGCUAUUGAAGUUCUUGGUUCAUACUUGUCUGGGAGACGGGAAAGUGAAUGGUUGGAGGCAUUGGCUAGACUUCAUGAAGAUCCAGAAAAAGGCAUUUUCAGUGUUCUUCAAAUAAGUUUUGAUGGAUUAAGGAAAACUGAGAAGGAUAUCUUUUUGGAUAUUGCAUGUUUCUUCAGAGGCGAGGAUCAAGCACCUGUAAGGAAGAUAUUAAAAAGCUGUGACCUUUAUCCUGAAAACGGUAUAAAAGACCUUGUUUAUAAAUCUCUGCUCAAAAUUGAAAAAAAUAAACUGUGGAUGCAUGAUUUAUUGCAACAAAUGGGCUGGCAUAUUGUUCGUGAAGAAUCUCUUCAAGAUCCAGGCAAACGUAGUAGGCUGUGGCUUAAUGAUAAUACCAACUUGUACGAACGCAAUGAAUCGUGGCUUGACAAGGAUGCCUGUGAUGUACUCACAGAAAAUACGGGAACGAAAGAUGUUCAAGGCAUAUUCCUACGCCUCCCUGAAAAAUUGGAAAUCUGCUUAAAUGCUGACCCAUUCUCUAAUAUGCGCUACCUCAGAUUGUUGAAGAUUUGUAAUGUCAAAUUUCUGGGUGCUCCUUUUAUACAUCUCUCUAAACACUUACGAGUUUUGGAGUGGCAUGAAUGUCCUUUAGAAUCUCUGCCAUCAAGUUGUCAACCGGAUCGGCUUGUUGAACUUAAGAUGCCUAAUAGCCGCAUUGAACAACUAUGGAAUGAAAAGCUUGCAUUAAAAAUGCUAGUGCUAAUUGAUCUUUCCUACUGCCAAUACUUAAGGAGGACUCUCGACUUCAGUACGGUCCCAAAUCUUGAGCGGCUAAACUUUGAAGGUUGUAAAAGAUUAUCAGAAGUUCACCCAACAAUUGGGGAUCUAAAACAUCUAGUCUUAUUGAAUAUGAAAAAUUGUGAAAGUCUAGAAAGCCUUGUCAACUCCAUCAGCCUGGCAUCUCUUGAAACGUUUAUUCUUUCCGGAUGUUCAAAGCUCAAAGAGUUUCCAGAGAUUUUUGGAAGAAUGGAAUCUUUGACAGAACUUUACUUAGAUGGGACAGCUAUAAGGGAGCUGCCGAUAUCAAUCCAACGCUUGAGUGGCCUUAUUUUGCUGAAUUUAAAAGGCUGCAAAUACCUUCUGAGUCUUCCAAGCGUCAUUUGUAAUCUGAUAUCUCUGAAGUAUCUAUACCUCUCAGGCUGCUCUCGUAUUGACCAACUGCCAGAACAUCUAGGGAGUUUGGAACAUUUGCAGGUGCUUGAUGCCUGUAAAACUGCUAUAAGAAAAGUUCCAUCAUCUAUCUUACUUCUGAAGGAACCCAAACAGUUGUGUUUUCCUGGAAGUAAUGAUCUGCAGAUGGAAUUCUCUGAAUCCAGUGGUUUGCGCUACUCAUCCUCACAUUUAUGUUCAUUGAUGGCAUUAGAUAUCCCCUAUGAUAUUUUCUGCUGUUUCUCAGAACCUGGUUCAGAUUUGAAUGAAAACAAAAUGUUGAUCAGCAAACCUGAAAUCAUCUCCAACGGAAAUUUGCAGGAGCUAGAUACCUGGAGCACUCUGAAUUGGAGUUGCAGAUUCCGUGAAACAGAUUUAACAAAUAAUUUUCAUUUGAUGCUUUCUGACACUUCUCCUCAGAUGUUCUUUGAUUCCUGUCAAUAUUCAUCUUUGACAUCUUUACUUCUGAUUGGAUGCAAUCUAGGAGAAGGAGCAAUCCCUGAUGAUAUUGGCUGCUUAUACUCACUCCAUUUGUUAGACUUGAGUGAAAACAAUUUCGUGAGCAUACCUGAAACCAUUUCUCAACUUUCCAAGCUCAGAAAGCUUCUGUUGUUUAGGUGCAGCAAACUUCAGUCCUUGCCAAAACAACUUCCACUGAGUUUAAAACGUGUAAUUGCACGCUAUUGUCCUAUGCUGAGAACUACUUAUCCAAAUACUAUCGUAAAAUGGAGUUCAGAUGAAGGUUUCAGUUUUAUAGAUUGCAGAUAUUCAGACAAACAUGCUGUCGAUGAUGAAGGAUAUAUGUUCUUCCACAAGAUCAUUGAGGAUCGAAUUCAUCAUGACAAAUCAUUUGAAAUUCGUUUUCAUCCUAUUCCAUACAGUAGUGCUAACUUUUCUAAUGAAGUUGGUUCUUCUCAUGGUGAUCGAAUUCUGGACUGGUGCACUCAUUGGAACACUGGUUCUUCUGUUACAUUGCAACUAACUGGUCCAGAAGACAAGACUAAUAGUACGUGGAUGGGAUUAGCCUUAUUUGUUGCUUUGGGAAACAUUGGGAAGUAUCAAGUGGGAAAAAUUCUCUGUCAUCUGAGCAUCGACGAAAGUGGUCUUAAUAUUCCUUUACGUUUUCAAGACUUGGAUGAUGAGUCACUUGAACUCUGUUGCUACUUGCCACGAAGCUGCAUGCUGUUUGAAGGACAGUUGGAUAAAGCCAGUCGAAUUAAUGCUACAUUUUCACCAACUACUCCAUAUAUGCAGGUGAAAUCGUGUGGGAUGCAGCCAAUAUCCGAGCAUGAUGCUCCAAUGUUUGCGCAGGAUUUAACCCGGACUGCUUUUAGUAGUUAUAUCGACUACAGGAUUUUUGAUCGACGGUGUAAUGGAAUAUUAGAUAGGGCAAAGAAAUUGGAAAGCUCUGGAGACGUGAUGGUACCUGCGUACAAUCCUUUAAAUGUGAAUCGACACAAGUGGAAGAUUGACCAUGAUAUCCAGCCCAGAUUAGAGGAAGAGCUACAGUUGUUAAGAUUGCUUUCAGGGCUCUAUGAGGGAAGCAAUGGACGUCAGAAGAAAUUUCAUUUUUGUUUUCCAGAUCCAGUAAUUUCGCCCUGGUUCAUCAAUCACUAUGCAGGGAAUGUAGCACUUUGUGACCUUCCUCAGAACUUAAUCGAUGAUAAGAGAUGGAUCGGAUUAGAAGUUUAUGUUGUGUUUACUUGGCCACUAACAUCUGGUUACAGUGACCACAAUCUUUCUGAUUCCUUCCUUCAUGUUGAUAUAAGUGCACAUGAAAGUAGUGUAAUGCAUUCGUCCAUCAAAAUUGAGAGUUGUUUUGGGUCAUAUCAACUUGUUGUACUACAUGUACCACGUAUGCAUUUUCCAGAACAGUUGAUUCAUUAUCAGGGUAUUAGCACGUUGUUUACAACCAGUACCCCAAUUGUCGAGAUUCAAGUGUGUGGGAGCCGUUUGGUAUAUGAGCAUGAUCUGGAAGAUUUAAUCCUUUCAUUAACUGCGUGUACAUUGAGGAAGCCACAUUCAAUUGGCCAAGUUUAUUCCCAGGCCCAAAUGUAUGUUGAAACUAUGGAAGAGAAAGCGGAUAAAAAUAUCCAGUGCAAUGCAAAGGGAGGAGAAAUGUCCACUGAUGGCCAUUCAUCGUUUCAAAGGUUUACAAGUAUCAAACAAAUUGAAGUACCAGAUAUAGGUCGCAGUUCAAUAUGGCAGAAAUAUAGAUGCCAUAUCCAAGGAAAGCAAGGUAUACUAGAGUCGGACAAAAUAAUUGUCCACUCUAAAUCCCUUCUUCUGGACAAUAGCAUCAAAAAAAAACUUACAGGAAAAGAAUCAAUAAUGUUGUCGUUGGCAUGUCAUCAUUUGCAUAUAGUGGCUGAUGCUCACUUCUGGGGAAGCUAUAGUGGCCUACGGUGGAAGAGAUGCCUAGAGUUGUUGCUGCAAUAUUCCGAGGUGGCAACUCUCAGUGUUUAUGGACAGGUAAUCUCUGUAAUGAAGCAUUUUAGUCCCUCCUCGCCAUUCAAUUUUUGUUUCCCUAAAAAUGAAGUGCUGCCAGACUGGAUCAGAGUUCGUCAACUAUAUCAAUUGCUUGAAGAACAACUCUAUGAUGAUAAAAGUUUGAGGGGACUUGUUAUAUGUGCAACUUUUUCAUUUGACGAUUAUUCUGCCAUGAACAAUCCGGCUUCAGAAAUGACUGUUGAACUUGUGUGUCACUUGAGUGACGAUGACUCCAGGUUUUGCGUGAACGCUGCCCCCAUGCUUACGAUCACUAAGGAGGAAUUCCAGUGGUUUUAUUUCCGUGAUUUCAUGUGGCUUACGUAUAUACCCCUUGUUAUGGUACCGGAGGUCAAAGUAAUCAGUGGUAUAAGGGCCAAUGUAAGUAGUAAUUGCCCAGGCUUGAGGGUGGACUCGUCUGAUACAUGUGUCUUGUACCGGCAAGAGGAGGAGGAAUUUAAGCAAGCAAUAACUCAGUGCUGGACCUCCUUCUUUGAUAAUAUGGAUCUCCUCCGUCGGUUUGUACAAGCAGAUGCUGAUAAAGGUGUAGAGACGAGGCAUGAACUUCCAAUGCUCGGCGGAAGUAUGAAGGACCUUGAUAGCAACUUGAUGUAUGACGCAACUCACCCAUUUACUGAAAUUCCGGAUUGGUUUGGACAUCCAAAUGAAAGGUCUGGAGAGAUCCAGUUACCACCAUCUCUUGGCGGGGACGAAAAUUGGAUAGGAGUGGCUAUAUGUGCAUCAUAUUCUCCCUUACAAUUGAAUCCUCAAGUUUCUGCGUACUUAAAAUGUGUUUUGCGAACUGAGAUGAGUAACUUGACAUCUGUCCACCGCUAUCAGAUGACCAAUGAAGAAGUCAAGUGCGUAUCUUCUGAGAGAAAAUUCAUUUGGCUAUCCUAUCUUCCACGACACUGGUUUUUCUACCAGUUAAAUGAUGAGUCUGCUCUCAGGGCUUCGUUUUCAAGUUCACCUGGUUUGUGGUUUGAGGAGUGCGGUCUGCGUCUUGUAUACCGGCGAGAUGAGGAAGAGUUUAAGCAACUCUGUAUCUCCUUAAACUCGUUGCCCGACAAUCAAAAACCAGUUCACGGAAUAUCAAGCUGCAUUCAAGAAUUAAUGAGAAAUAUCUUAGAAUGCAAACUAAAUUGAAGACUUGCUUGCAGAGAUAUCUUAUAUAAUUAAAAACUCCUUUUUUUUUUAAUAGAAUGCACAACUCUUAUUAAGUGAUUGUAUUGUAU
Messenger RNA from Rosa rugosa (rugosa rose), 6322 nucleotides. RefSeq names its product disease resistance protein Roq1-like. NCBI's taxonomy places the organism in Eukaryota, Viridiplantae, Streptophyta, Magnoliopsida, Rosales, Rosaceae. Gene Ontology annotation, molecular function: protein binding; ADP binding. Bases 87 to 6233 code for a protein of 2048 amino acids. The transcript has 9 exons. Gene Ontology annotation, biological process: signal transduction; defense response. The record is from RefSeq and is a predicted model, not a curated record.